Molecule: messenger RNA, 1452 nt
Organism: Radiomyces spectabilis
Lineage: Eukaryota; Fungi; Mucoromycota; Mucoromycetes; Mucorales; Radiomycetaceae
Product: Endonuclease/exonuclease/phosphatase
Exons: 4
Coding region: 1-1452 (483 amino acids)
Cellular component (GO): cytoplasm
Molecular function (GO): sphingomyelin phosphodiesterase activity
Source: RefSeq, a predicted model, not a curated record
AUGCAAUCCGAUGCCCAACAAUUGUCGGUGCUAUCAUUGAAUUGCUGGGGUCUGAAAUUUGUAUCGAAGCAACGGCAAUUUCGGUUAAGAGCGAUAGGCGAUGCUGUUAGUCAACAGGAGUACGAUAUCGUAACGUUGCAAGAACUGUGGGUGUCGCAAGACUACGAGUAUAUCAAAUCCCGAGUUGCCGAUAAUCUUCCAUACAGCAAGUACUUUUACAGCGGGGCUCUUGGUAGUGGAUUGGCAAUUUUUUCGAGAUAUCCCAUUAUUUCAUCAUCCUACCUCCGAUACUCGUUGGCAGGCAGGCCGUUGAAGAUAUUCCAUGGCGAUUUCUACGUUGGAAAAGGAUGUGGGUCUGCCUGCAUUGAACACCCCACCAUUGGCAUCCUGGAAGUGUUUACCACCCACUUACAUGCUGGCUAUGGUAAAAUUGAUGAAUACGAAGGACAUCGAGUCUCUGAGUCGUGGGAGUUGGCCAAUUUACUACGUACAUCGGCAGCCCAGGGACGGCAAGUGAUUGCGACGGGCGAUUUCAACAGUAUACCAACGAGCUAUAAUUAUGCGUUACUGAAAGAUCAUGCGUUUAUGACCGAUUCAUGGUUGGAGACACAUGAAAGUAGCUUGGAAGAAAGCAUGCGUCAAUUUCAACAAAAUCAAAUUCACGGCAGAGACUGUAUACAUCACUUUGGUAUCACUUGCGAUUCACCAGAAAACUCGUGGUCCAAGCAUUUUCUCAAGCAACAAGCUCGCGAUAAAAAUAUCGGUGAUCGAUUGGAUUAUAUCUUUUAUCGCCGCACCCCCGAAUUAUCAUGUAUCAGUUCCAAUGUCGCUUUCACCGACUUCAUAGCAAACACGCACAUGUGUUAUUCCGAUCAUUUCGCGGUGCAUUCAAUUUUUUCAUGCCAGUCGAAUGCCUCUGCCAUGGGCAACAAUAUCGCUCCUCAAUGCUCCCAACUGACACGUCCUACCUUUUCACGUAUUUCACCCAUCAUCGUCCGAGACAUCAUCAACCUUUUACAUAGAGAUCAUGUAGCCACCCGUCGCAAGGCCAACAUAUUACUGGGGUGGCUCGUGACAUGCGUCUUUCUCAUCUUGGCCUUGUACGCUGUCAUGAUUGUCGUGCCGAUCUACUACGCGUCCGAUGACCGACGCGAAAUGAUUGCGACCAUUCUUGCUGUUUUUGGCGGAUUUUUGAUGAUUUUAUGUGCGGCUGCGGCGCCGAUCUGUCUUAUUGUAGGCUUUGUAUGCGGACACACCGAACAACGCGCGUUACAGCAGUUUGUGGUUGAACUUCGUACGUUCUUAUCCGGGUUGCCAAACAACGACGGUUUAGCUGCCCAGCGAAAUGUCAACCCGCAUAGUAGCCGCGACCUGAUCACCGUUGACUCGCCACAAUUCAACCUUAGACACCCUUCUACCGAAGAAAGCGAACCCUUGUUAAUGAAUGUAUAG